This is a messenger RNA of Wyeomyia smithii (pitcher-plant mosquito), 3200 nucleotides long. RefSeq names its product soluble guanylate cyclase 89Db-like. NCBI's taxonomy places the organism in Eukaryota, Metazoa, Arthropoda, Insecta, Diptera, Culicidae. Gene Ontology annotation, molecular function: heme binding; oxygen sensor activity; guanylate cyclase activity. The record is from RefSeq and is a predicted model, not a curated record. The transcript has 7 exons. Gene Ontology annotation, cellular component: guanylate cyclase complex, soluble. The coding region runs from base 729 to 2738 and encodes 669 amino acids. Gene Ontology annotation, biological process: response to oxygen levels; cGMP biosynthetic process; nitric oxide-cGMP-mediated signaling.
GUGGAUUGACGGGUGUUUGAAGCGGGAAACAGGACGUAAACCCCACAGGUGGUAGUACUUUUGUGGUCUGCUUCUGAAAGCGGGCGUGUGUGUUUGCCGUUCAUUCAGGAUCUGGUCUCACAUCACAGCGAGGAAUUAUCUGAUGAAAGUGCCGGGAGUAGAUGUGGUCGAUUCGCUCGUCAUGGUUCGUGUUUGUUGGGGGGAGAAGGGGAAUAAAUCAGCCGGGAUACGACGCCAGAUUAGCACGAAAGUUCUUUGUUGCAAGUGAUUUAUACCGCAGUUUCCGGAGUUUGGAAGUUUUGAAAGGUGUGAUUAACUCGUGUCUUCUGCGAAACUUCUGCGAAAAUGUGUUCCUAAAGUAAUUAAUUCGCUAUGGAUUCUUGAUCAGAUUUGCUGAAGGAAUUUAGCUGCAGUAGACAAAAAAAAUUCAAUAGUUCUGUAAGAUAAAGUGCCACACCACGGAGCAGCAUGCAAUAGUCAACGCGUAGAAGCUGGAAAAGUGUGCGAAAGUGCUGUUCAAACGAGCGAUGACAAAACAUCACAUUUCUCUUCUGUGAAGAGUACUCGGUGUAGGAGAGCCGACAAACGUCGGCCAAAAGCUGAGCGGCUGAGAGGCUGUUCCUUGGCGAUAUCAUACUGUCUGCGAUACAUCUCAAUUAGUCUGAAUAAAGUACAACCGCUGAUUUGCUUGACUAUCGCUUCUUGACAGACCACAUCAACUGGUCAUCAUGUAUGGUAUGCUGCUGGAAAGCGUUCAACACUUUGUACAGCUCGAGUAUGGCGAACACAUAUGGAGACAGGCGUUACUGACGACUGGCUGCAAGCUGACGGUGUUCAACACGUAUCAGCAAUACCCGGAUAGCCUCAUACCGGAUCUGGCGGCUGCGUUAUCGGCAAUCACUGGGAAAAGCAUCGACGAGUUCAUGGUCUUUUUCGGGCGCUGCUUCGUGCGAUUCUUCAGCAACUUUGGCUACGAUGAGCUGAUCAAGGCAACAGGACGAUACUUUUGCGAUUUCCUGCACUCGGUGGAUAAUAUUCACCUGCAGAUGCGGUUCACCUAUCGGAAGAUGAAAAGCCCUUCGAUGCAGCUGACCGAGAUGGACGAAAACGGUGCGGUACUGGUGUACCGCAGCACCCGGUCGGGCUUUUCCAAGUACCUACGGGGACAGCUGAUGGAAAUCGCCAAGCAGCUGUACAAUAUGGAUAUCACCAUUAAGGUACUGGAAAGCCAGAACGAUGUUCCUGGUGGCACGGCGGGACCGAUCUCAAUACAGGGUGGCUUGAAGACGGUGAUCGUGAAGUAUCGGCUGGAUUUCGACAACCGGGCGUAUAUGCGAAAACGCAUUCACAUUAAGGCGCACCCUUCGCAGCUGCAGUUGGCACCGGUGGACAGCAGUCUUCUGCUAGACCUUUUCCCGUUCGCUUUGAUUUUGAACGAGCAGAUGCAGAUUACGGCCGCCGGAGAGAAGAUGAUUGAGUCGUGGAUGCUGAACAACGUUAACUGUUCGCCCUCGGAACUGAUGGGAUCCAAAGUGACAGAUUAUUUCAAGCUCCGGAGACCAACAGGAAUUACGUUUACGUGGGAAAAUGUACGUUGGGUGAUUUCGGAGUUCGGUUUUACCCUAAUGGUGAAUAAUGUUUUUCAGAUGAAGCGCCUUCAAACCGUUAAUUUUGAAAUUCAGCUACUGAAAGGUUCAACCAUUAACGGAAUGGAGGAAACUGCUCCACCGGUCGAUUCGGUACCUCAAUAUGAGCUUGAUGAUCCCUCGAAAUUAUUUUCGGUUGCCCGGCGAGGAUCUCAGGGAUUACGAAGCAUUCUGUUGAAGGGUGAAAUGCGAUACAUCAAGGACAUCAAUUCACUGGUAUUUUUAUGUAGUCCUCUGAUCAACAGCUUGGAAGAGCUUCGAGAAGUUGGCUUGUACUUAAAUGAUCUAAACACGCACGGCCUUAGCAGAGAAAUGGUGUUCACCGGAUUUUCGCACAACUCCCGGCUAGAUCUAAUGUGUGAGCGUGAGGAAAAGCGAGCUGAAGAGCUGGAAACAUCGUUGGCCCUGGCCGAUUCAUGGAAACGGCAGGGUGACGAGCUGUUAUACUCGAUGAUCCCUCGAUCGAUAGCCGAACGGCUACGGGAGGGUCAGAAUCCUAUGGAAACGUGCCAGAGCUUCGAAGAAGUCACUGUACUGUUUGCAGAAAUUCAGGAAUCGCUUAUGUCCGAUGACUCCAUCAAGAGCGCCAUGACGACGGUGAACACGUUGAACGCGGCCUUUAGCGCUUUCGAUGAGUUAAUCCAGUCACCGAUGGCGUACAAGGUGGAGACAGUGGGCAAGGUGUACAUGGCGGUUAGUGGAGCGCCAGAUGUUAAUCCUUGCCACGUACAACACACAGCCGAUCUGGCGUUGGAAAUGCUGCAAAGCAUUCAUAACCUUAACCUGCCGGGAGUUGGAGUGAAAAUCGGGUUUCAUUCGGGGCCGAUAGUGGCCGGCGUCGUCGGUCUCAAGGUACCGCGAUACUGUUUGUUUGGUGAUACGGUCAAUACCGCAUCUCGCAUGGAGAGCAGCAGCGAUAUAAACAUGAUUCAGGUGUCCGGCUAUACUGCCGCUAAGUUGAAGAAGCAAGGUUUCAAGCUGACGUUCCGAGGAAAAGUGGCGGUCAAGGGCAAAGGGGAUAUGGAAACGUUCUGGUUAGAAUCUGCUCCAAAAAACUCUACAGCUAGUAGAAAGGUUUACGCCAAGAAAUGAUUUCACGUGGUGACAGCUUUCAAUGUGCCUUCACAUCAUCUGCAAUUACACCCGUAGGACUCAACUGAUUCAAAUAAGCUCACAAAGACUUACAACACUACUGUAUUAGAAACUGUUAAUGUAUUUAUGGAGAAUAUAUGUUUGAAUCACAAAUGGAUAGGUAAAAAUAUAUCACUAGCAGCCGCAUCCAUUUCCGCGGAAAAUGAUAAAGUCGAUAAAGUUCUGUACGUUCGUAAACACGGCUGGUUGGUUGGUGUCUGCGCACGAUUUACCGGGAACUUCGAUGGCGAUACCGAUCAGUGUCUGCUGUGAGGGGUCGAUCCUGGACGGUGCCAUCAAUCCUGCUCCGCCAUCACCCUUGGGUUGGAAAGAAAAGAAAGAUUAUAUAAUCCUUAAAACCGAACUGAAACUCUCACCUCACAAGUCGACUUCAAUAAAUCUAUCGGGGCGGGUCUGACGAUA